GUAUAAGUUCCCCAUAAGUUCCCCACUUCCCACUUCCAACGUCUCUUUUGAAGCCGACCAGCAGCGAGCCUCUACUUCUCAUUUUUAUCUCUGUACCGUAGAAACGUCUCCAACAUGAGCUACAGGAGAUCCACCAUCCAGCAGAUAUCUGCUUCCCACAUCUCACCCCGGUACUACUCCGCCAGCAGCUACGCCGGCUCCAGCGGCCGGGACGCCCGCAUCUCCUCCGUGUCUGCAUCUUCUUUGCGUUCCGGAGCUCCCAUCACCUCCUCAGCGGGUUCCUUCAAAGUGAGCAGCGGCAUGGGUGCAGGUUUCGGCGGGUCAGGCGGCGGCAUGGGAGCCGGGAUAACCGGCAACGAGAAGGGGGCCAUGCAGAACCUCAACGACCGUCUGGCCAACUACAUUGAGACGGUGAGGAACCUGGAACAGGCCAACCAGGAGCUGGAGAUGAAGAUCAGGGAGGCCUUGAAGGCGGGAGGGCCUGACAUGAGGGACUACAGCAAGUAUGAUCCCAUCAUUGAAGAUCUACGGAAACAGAUCUUCAACAAGAUAGCAGAAAAUGCUCGUCUGGUGCUCCAGAUUGACAACUCCCGUCUGGCUGCGGAUGACUUCAAAGUAAAGUUUGACACAGAGCUGGCUAUUCGCCAGUCUGUCGAGGCCGACAUUGCCGGGCUGAAGAAAGUCAUCGAUGACACCAACAUGACCAGGAUGAACAUUGAGAGUGAGAUUGAAGCCGUGAGGGAGGAGCUUGAAUUCCUUAAGAGGAACCAUGAGAACGAGGUGAGGGAGCUGAGGAAUCAGAUCUCCCAAUCAGGAGUGCAAGUUGAUGUUGAUGCUCCCAAAGGUCAAGACUUGUCCCAGAUCAUGGAGGACAUGAGAGGAAACUAUGAGAAGAUUGCUCUGAAGAAUGCAGAGGACCUGAAACGAUGGCAUGAAAACCAAACAGCCGAUGUUCAAGCUCAGGUUUCACAGAACACAGAGGCGCUCCAGGGUGCGCAGAUGGAGAGAAGUGACUUAUCCAGACAGAUACAGACUCUAGAAAUCGAGCUAGCGUCUCAACAGAGCUUAAAAGCCUCCCUUGAAGACACACUACGCAACACGGAGCUACGUAACAACAUGGAGAUGGAGAAGUACAACGCCAUUAUCAUACGUCUGGAGGAGGAGCUGGCCAACCUGCGUGCAAACAUUCACCAGCAGACCCAGGAGUACGAGGCGCUGCUCAACCUCAAGAUGAAACUGGAAGCUGAGAUUGAGACCUACAAGAGCCUGCUGGACGGUGGAGAUUUCAAGCUCCAAGAUGCGCUUCAAUGAGCCGCCACAAUCCUUGUGAAAGAGGCUCCAUGGCUAAAUAAAGUAUACUAAUAUACUCUAUAGUAUAGUAUAGUAUACUUCCUCGCUUGUCCAGUUAAUAAAUGCAAAUUCCAAACAUAAUUGCACCACAUCUGCUCAAGUGAACCAAGCCAUGCGAGACCUGGCGGCAAUAAAGCAAUUUGUUAAACAUCA
Messenger RNA from Doryrhamphus excisus (bluestripe pipefish), 1503 nucleotides. RefSeq names its product keratin, type I cytoskeletal 18-like. Gene Ontology annotation, biological process: intermediate filament cytoskeleton organization. Gene Ontology annotation, molecular function: structural molecule activity. The record is from RefSeq and is a predicted model, not a curated record. Gene Ontology annotation, cellular component: keratin filament; cytoskeleton. Lineage: Eukaryota; Metazoa; Chordata; Actinopteri; Syngnathiformes; Syngnathidae.